UAUAAGCACUCGGCUCUGUGUAAAUACCAGCCGCAGUCACGGUAGUGUCUUAUCUGUUUUACUGAGAUGUAACGUUGUCAGCACAAAUUGACAUAAUGAAUAGUGUUAAACGAUGUUGUAUUAUGAACAGAACUGUUCUCCAAACAAUUUUAGUAAGACAAUUUCAAACAUCAACGAGACGGUUAGUGGAACUUACCAGUGUUCGCUAUCCCAAUGUGAAAAGGGGACAAUAUGGUAUUGUGCAGAACAGUGAUAUUGCUACAUUUGAAAGACUUCUUCCAGGAAGAGUGCUAACAGAUUCAUUAGAAGGAUACAACACAGACUGGUUGAAAACUUGUAGAGGUGCUAGUCAGGUUGUAUUGAGACCGAAGUCCACUGAGGAAGUAUCGGGCAUAUUGAAAUACUGCAAUGAGAAGAAGCUAGCCGUGGUUCCUCAGGGAGGUAACACAGGCCUUGUAGGAGGCAGUGUGCCAGUGUUUGAUGAAAUUGUGAUAUCGACACAACUGAUGAAUAAGAUCAUCAGCCUUGAUGAAAUAUCAGGGACAUUGGUGUGUCAGGCUGGAUGUGUGUUAGCUAGUAUAGAAGACUACUUAUCGAACUACAAACUUACCAUUCCUAUUGAUCUUGGUGCCAAAGGAAGCUGUCAUAUUGGAGGCAAUGUAGCCACUAAUGCUGGGGGUGUCCGGUUGCUGAGAUACGGAUCUCUUCACGGGAAUGUUCUUGGACUGGAAGCUGUUUUGGCUGACGGUGAGGUGAUGGAUUGUCUAUCUACUCUCAGAAAGGACAACACAGGAUAUGACCUCAAGCAACUAUUUAUAGGAUCAGAGGGAACCCUGGGAAUCAUCACUGCAGUCUCCUUGAACUGUCCUCAGAAACCUCAAACUGUCUCAGUAGCAUUUUUAGGAUGCCAGUCAUUUCAGACGGUGCUGGAUGUAUUCAAAGAGAGCCGACACAGACUAGGAGAAGUUUUGUCAGCAUUUGAAUUCAUGGAUUCCCAAUCAAUGACGCUGGUCAAGGAGAACUUGAAGCUGGCAAGUCCUAUUGAAGAUUUUCCUUACUAUGUGUUGAUUGAAACGUCGGGAUCUAAUGGAAGUCAUGAUGAAGAAAAACUCAAUGAUUUCUUGGAGCAUGUCAUGGGUUCUGGGCUUGUGGAAGAUGGAACAGUGGCAACAGAGCUAACAAAAAUUCAGCAUAUUUGGUCUAUGCGAGAGAGACUUGCGGAGGGGCUCCUACAUGAUGGCUACUGUUACAAGUAUGAUGUCUCCCUGCCCCUCUCCUCUUUCUAUGGUUUGGUGGAAGCUAUGAGGGAGAGGCUGGGUGCCAUGGUAACCAGAGUUGUAGGUUAUGGACAUGUUGGCGAUGGAAAUCUACAUCUGAAUCUGACGUCACCUGAGUACAGUACUGAAGUAAUGGAUAAGAUAGAGCCAUUCUUGUAUGACUGGGUGGCCGAGAGAAAAGGCAGCAUCAGUGCAGAGCACGGUCUGGGAUUCAAGAAAAGAGAGUUUAUAUAUCACAGUAAAUCUAAGUCAGCGGUGGUCUUGAUGAAACAAAUCAAAAAGACUUUUGACCCCAACAUGAUUCUUAACCCUUACAAAGUACUUCCUGACUUUUAAUAACAAGACAUUGAAUUAUGUCCAGUAUUGAUUGCUAUGGCUGUGAUUAGUUUCCACAAUUUGUAUUUAUUAAUCAUAUUAUGAUUGUAAAUGAAACCUUUCUAAUUAUACAUGCUGUGAGAGAUGAAUUGGAUUAGACAAGAUGUCAGAUUGUACAGUGUAGAGAAUAUUAAAAAUAAGAGAGAAUUAUGGAAUUGGGAUUCACAGUAAAACAGAAUACACAGGUAUCAAGUUAGUCAGAUUUAACUGUAGGGAGAUAUGGUCAAUAAUUUAUAACAGAUGUACUUUAUUUACAAGAUCUCCUCAGAGAGUGUUUAAAUCAAUUCUACUCCUGUAUGAUGAAAACAAAUCAGUUGUGUCAUUAGUGAUGUUUCAGUAAUCAGUCGUGUCAUUACAGUGAUGUUUAGGUAAUCUUGACUACUGUCAUUUCGCAUUAACACACAACACUUCCAGCAUCCAGUAUAGAUCUUCAUCCAGUGUGGUGGCAAUACAUUAGUUCUAUCUAGUCAUAAUGCAAAUCAAUGGUUAAAACUGUUUAUUGAUUCAAAAAUAAAAUUUAAAAAACAUCA
This is a messenger RNA of Ostrea edulis (European flat oyster), 2182 nucleotides long. Its product is annotated as D-2-hydroxyglutarate dehydrogenase, mitochondrial-like. Gene Ontology annotation, molecular function: FAD binding; catalytic activity. The record is from RefSeq and is a predicted model, not a curated record. Lineage: Eukaryota; Metazoa; Mollusca; Bivalvia; Ostreida; Ostreidae. Gene Ontology annotation, cellular component: mitochondrion. The transcript has 7 exons. The coding region runs from base 96 to 1613 and encodes 505 amino acids.